GGUGCCGGGGGCUCAGCCUAGCUCCGCCGGCUCCCCGUCAGCCCUCGCACGCACGCCAUUGCCCCCUGGAGGACGAGGUGGGGAGCGCCCUGGCCCCGGGGAUCCCGGGCUCCCACCUCUGCCGGCAGCGCCCCGCGGUUCCCGCCCUCCACUGGCUCGCGCCCGCGCCCCCGCACUGCUGCCUCCUGCCUCUCGCUUCCCGGCCACAUCUUCCUCAGCCUUCCAGCCCGACGGACCAUGUCGAGGUUCAGCUGGGGAUACGGCGAACACAACGUUCUGCGUGGGGGUCCCCUCACUGGAAGCUACAGGUUAAGACAGUUCCACCUUCACUGGGGGUCCACAGAUGAUCACGGCUCUGAGCACACGGUAGACGGAGUGAAAUAUGCUGCAGAGCUCCAUGUUGUUCAUUGGAAUUCAGACAAAUACCCCAGUUAUGUUGAGGCAGCUCAUGAGCCAGAUGGACUAGCUGUCUUGGGAGUAUUUUUACAGAUUGGCGAACAUAAUUCCCAAUUGCAAAAGAUUACUGAUAUUCUGGAUUCCAUUAAAGAAAAGGGUAAACAAACUCGAUUCACAAAUUUUGACCCCUUAUCGCUGCUUCCGCCAUCCUGGGACUACUGGACAUAUCCUGGUUCUCUUACGGUUCCACCUCUUCUUGAAAGUGUCACAUGGAUCGUUUUAAAACAACCUAUAAAUAUCAGCUCUCAACAGCUGGCCAAAUUCCGCGGUCUACAGUGCACAGCGGAGGGUGAAGCAAAGGCUUUUUUGCUGAGCAAUCACCGUCCACCACAGCCUCUGAAGGGCCGCAAAGUGAGAGCCUCUUUCCAUUAGAAAUUAUCACCAGCAGACCAUCCCCAACACGACUGUGGAGAGACCACAAAACAUAAGACAAAAGUCCCUACUAAAACCUCCUAGAAUUCCAAUUUAUGGGUACCAUUUUACUGUCAGCUUCAGCACCACAGAGAAAACCAGAUCUCUUAAACUAACUUAAUUCAUCUGUCUCAGAUUUGCAGUCAUGGGUAUUCAAGCAGAAAACAUUGUUUGAUGUGUACUAAACCCUAUAAAAUACAUGUUUUCAACCUGUGUGAAAACAUGGCCGACAUUGCAAACCUCAUAAUGCAUUAAAAGUGUCAUCUUGCCAUAGAGACUGAAUUAGUCUCUCAGUGAUGUUAGGUGGAAAACUUAAAAUUAUUUUUCAAAUGAUAGGAUUGUGAUACUUUUUUCUAAACAAG
Cynocephalus volans (Philippine flying lemur) is the source of this 1229-nucleotide messenger RNA. Its product is annotated as carbonic anhydrase 13. The transcript is spliced from 6 exons. The coding region runs from base 238 to 828 and encodes 196 amino acids. Lineage: Eukaryota; Metazoa; Chordata; Mammalia; Dermoptera; Cynocephalidae. Gene Ontology annotation, molecular function: zinc ion binding; carbonate dehydratase activity. The record is from RefSeq and is a predicted model, not a curated record.